AUGAGCGUCAUGUGCACGGGGCGUGUAUCAUGGCAGGUGAUUGCAUUGUCCCAGUUUGCGUUGGGGUCUAAAAAAUGGUCUCAUGUUGGCCUGGGGCCGUACCCAUAUCCAUAUCCCGUUCCGUAUCCGUAUCCGUACCGUAUCCGUACCCAACAUGUACCCGUACCCAUACCUUUGUACCCAUUCCCCCCAUACCUCAAACCCACACCCUCAGACCGCCCACGUCCACCUACCGCAAAACACCCAGCCCGCCCACCCACCUACCUAGCGCGCCACACCCUCAUCCGCCCACCCCCGCCCCCACCUACCGCCCACACCCUCAUCCGCCCACCUACCGCCCGCCACACACCCUCAUCCCGGCCAACCCUCAUCCCCCACCUACCGCUCACACCCUCAUCCGCCACACCCUUAUCCCGCCCACCUACGCCCACACCUCAUCCCGCCCACACCCUCAUCCGCCCACCCUACCGCCCACACCCUCAUCCCGCCCACACCCUCACCCCGCACCUACCCGGCACCCGCCACACGCCUCAUCCCGCCCACCCUCAUCACCGCCCACCUACCGCCCACACCCUCAUCCCGCCCAUCUUCGUUUCCCGAUACAAAUUCCAGUCAAGGGACAAGUGCCAGCUGCCUCUAAGAAUGACUGAAAAUAGCCCAGAACGGCCUAAGAAUUACUGGAGAUAUGCCAGAGCUUACAAACACUAA
Molecule: messenger RNA, 708 nt
Organism: Penaeus vannamei (Pacific white shrimp)
Lineage: Eukaryota; Metazoa; Arthropoda; Malacostraca; Decapoda; Penaeidae
Source: RefSeq, a predicted model, not a curated record